UCUGUGUGUGCACUUUAAAAAUGCAGCAACUAGUAUUCAUUAUUGUCUACUGUAUUUGCUUUAUGUCCGCAUGUCAAAUUACAAUAUCUGGUGGGAAGGACAGUUUAGAUGUUGUUAAAGGGUACGAAAGGCUGGAAUCUAAGGUUGAUACCCUGAUAGCAAAGCUUGAUCGCAGUCUUCAAAUACCCAAUGUUAAAGACUUAAAAAAACACCAUAGUGUAAUUAAGAACGUUGCUCUGAAGAAAAGAACCCAACAAAGUUCCUGGUAUGCUAAGACACGUACCUUGUUAAAUAAUAUAUGCUGUGCAACUGACUAUGCAAAUGACGGAAAUCCAAACACAUUUUCACAUACUGACUAUGAGAACUUGCCAUACUGGUGGGUAGAUCUUGGACAUGUGUAUGAUAUAAAGCGGAUUGAAAUUAUAAACCGAAUACAAGGUAGUAACGGUGACCGUCUUCAUGACGUAGAUAUCACAGUUGGGCGAUCCUUGAAAGAAAUGUCCUUAUGUGCACACUAUAAAGGUCCAGGAAAAACUGGGGAGCAUCUUGUUUUCCGAUGUAACAGGCAAAUGAGUGGCCGUUAUGUCAAAGUGACCAUUAAAGGCAAGGAAUACCUGCAGUUGGGAGAAGUGAUGGUGUUUGCGCCUGAAAUAUCAGAAUAAUUUAUAUAAAUUAAACUCUGAAAUGCUGA
Mytilus californianus (California mussel) is the source of this 691-nucleotide messenger RNA. Its product is annotated as fucolectin-5-like. NCBI's taxonomy places the organism in Eukaryota, Metazoa, Mollusca, Bivalvia, Mytilida, Mytilidae. The transcript has 3 exons. The record is from RefSeq and is a predicted model, not a curated record. Bases 21 to 662 code for a protein of 213 amino acids.